This is a messenger RNA of Symbiodinium sp. CCMP2456, 3507 nucleotides long. The record is from the annotation of a GenBank genome assembly. Lineage: Eukaryota; Dinophyceae; Suessiales; Symbiodiniaceae.
AUGUUGAAUGGACAUCUCGAUCAGGCAUACUUGCCGGAUCUUGCUUCUACCUUCGAUCGCUUCAACAUCAGCGCCGAGUUCUACGCUACGCAGUGGUUCUUGACGCUCUUCGCCUAUUCGCUUCCCUUUCCGCAACUGCUCAGAGUUUGGGAUCAGUUCUUGUGCCGUGGGAUGAAGCUCUUCAUUCUGGCCGCUCACCGUGUUCCUAUGGCGAAGAAGCAGAAAGCUUCCCUGCAGAUUGGAGCUCUUGUCUUCGGGCUUCAUGUUGCCGUGGCUUGGGUUCCCGGCCGGACAUGGGUUGGUUAUCCGUGGCCCGGCGGUUCCCGCAUCGUGAGGACCUGCUGCCGCGCCAGCGCGAGCCUCCUUCAUCGGGGCAGCCGGCUGCUGUCAGGCAAAAACAAAUGGCUGGGCGGCGUGCUUGGCCUAGAUGGCAACAUCUAUUGUAUACCUUGCAACAAAGAUGCAGUGCUUCAGAUCUCCACUACGGACAGUCACAUAUCGACUUUCGGAAGCUUCGCGGAGCAGGGCACCUUCAAAUGGUCACGGGGUCUGAUGGCCGGCAACGGCAACAUUUUUGGUAUUCCAGCGCGCGCAAAGUCAGUGCUGAAAAUUUCACCUACUACCAAAGAGGUUAGCACCUUCGGUAGUCUGCCUGAGGGGAAGUGGAAAUGGCAUGGAGCUGUUGUUGCGCCGGAUGGUGCCAUCUACUGCAUUCCAGCCGAAGCUGAAUCGGUUCUGCGAAUUGAUCCGGAAAGUGAUCGAGCCGAGACAAUAGGUGACAAAAUGCCCGGACGAUGGAAAUGGUACGGAGGCCUACUGGGAUCUGAUGGCUGCAUCUACGGCAUGCCGUACUAUGCCAACAGCGUGCUUAAGAUCGACCCUCAAACAGGCAAGGUGAGCACCAUCGGCAACUUGCCGGAGGGUAGCUGGAAGUGGCAUGGUGGGGUGGUAGGGGCGGAUGGAGCCAUCUAUGGAAUUCCUGCCCAUGCAGAGACAGUUCUCAAGGUCGUUCCUGCCACCGGCGAGGUUAAGACCAUAGGAGGCCCUUUCCCUGGAAAGUACAAGUGGCUGGGGGCUGUGCUUGGCAGCAACGGCUGCAUCUACGGCAUCCCGUACAAUGCACAGUCGAUCAUGAAGAUCUCUCCCAACGCAGAGGACGUGGAGUUGAUUGAUGUUCCGCUCAAGGGGAGAAACAUGUGGCAAGGUGGUGUUCUCGGCCCUGAUGGAGCUGUGUACUUCAUCCCGAGAUGGGCUCAGCACGUCUUGAGGAUCAAGGACGACAAGGUGUCGGUCGUCCGCGGCGAUCCCAUUGCUGGUUGGAACAAAUUUCAAGGAGGUGUACUUGCCAAGGAUGGUUGCAUGUACGGAGUCCCGCAAGAUCUGGAUGCAAUUCUCAAGAUCCAGCUGCGCUGCCUUUGCCAGUCAUCGCAGCUCUCGCCAGAGGCGGGUGAUGUGCCACAAUGUCUCAAAUUGGCUUGGUACGUUACGGCUGCCAGCAUGGUUAAUCACAACGGUAUGAUCUGCCCGCGGAAGGGCGAGAAUGACCUCUCCCAGAAUCCAGAGAAGCUCGUAUGGGAUGAGGAGACCGUGAUACUUCCCGGUGGCCACGAGCGCUACAGCGGGUGGUUGAAGACUCCCCUCGUACAUGACCUGGCCAUGUCACCCUACGAAGCGGUGCCCUACAUUUGCCUCCGAGUAAAUGGAAUCCCUGCGACACAGCAGCCUGCCCAGAACGGGCCACUGCUAAUCCACUGUGGUGGGCCAGGAAGCGGCAAGGAAUGCCUGCCGAAGAAAGGCUUCGACAUUCGCGGCGAAGGCAAUGCCAGCGACCUGAACUCCCAUUUCGAUUGGUGGGCAAUCGACCAGCGAGGGGUUGGACUGGGAGGCCGAUUCUCAGGAGCGCCCGACGACAACGUCACAACACCUCCGUGCCCCUUCAAGUAUCCAUCCGGAGAAGAUAUCCUUCCCUUCCCGGAAUUCCACUGCAACGAGAUCGUGACGUCACCGCUGAACUUGGAGCAGAUCAUCCAGCUGAUGAUCGGCACGGAUGCAUCGGAAAGUGAUAUUGCAGAGGCGAAGGAGUACGUGUAUCCAAUUUUGGCCUUCGGUGGGCUGGCGGAGACCAACGAAGGCAUCAUGGCCUUCAACGAGACCUACGUCCGAUGGUUCUACCGUCUGCUCAAGCUGGAGCACAGUCUCUGCUACACAGCCCCACGAUACAAGUUGACCUCACCCAGUGGACGUGAGUACAACGUCCUCCGCUUUGGUGGGACUAUCGACCUGGCCCAAGACAUCGACCAGUUCCGACGCGCGAUCGGAGCGCCGAAGAUGUCUAUUUAUGGCAUGUCCUACGGUACUGCGGUCGGGGGGUCCUAUGGCACGGUCUUCCCGAAGUACGUGGGGCGGUUGGUCUUGGAUGGAGUCCUUGACCCUUUCCCGGAUGUGGAGAGGAGAGGCGAGCUUUUUGCGAGGGGCAUCACUGCGACCUGGAACGGUAUCACCUCAGCCUGCGACCUUUCCGUCCUCGAAACAGGGGAAGACCUUUGCCCAGCGGCGCCGCUCUCUGAAUCCAAGGCCCUGCGCCUGAUUCAAGACUCCACACAUCCGCUCCGAGCUUCCCUCAUCAUGAAGCUGGCGAAGCUGGCUAUCUUCAAGUACCCGUGGCCUCUGGCUAGUGUAACCUUGUCCUGUGUUGAGAAGUUUUCCUCGGGGAAUGCCGCAGACGAUUGCCCAGACUGGCUGGAGAGCAUUGUUCCCACGGUUCCCGACUUCAGAUCGAAUGACACGGACAUGAGCUCGAAUAUCUCCGACUUGAUCUCGAAUGUCACGGACGCGAACAAUUCAGAUGCGAAUUCCACGAGCUCGAACUCCACUGAAACGAGCCCGCGGCGUAUUCGACGCGAGUGGUUCCACCUUAGCCAGCAGGCCUUGGUCAUGGGGACGGACACUGCCGGGCGGCUGAACGAGGAGGCAACUGUUCGAUGGUGGAAGGAGUCUUUAGCAAUGCAGCCCUUGGGAACGCCCUGGGCAUUGGCCUGGGUUGUGGCCAUCAGCACCUGGCCGGGCAACGCGCGUCCGGUCCCUCCCCUCGGCUCCGCGAGUAUCAGCCCACUGGUCGUAGGGAAUCUGCACGACCCGAACACCGCUUACACCAGCGCACAGCUUGCGCGUAGUGCCUUCCCGCAGGGCCACCUGAUGACUUGGCAGGGGUAUGGGCACUGCAUUGGCCUUAUCGGACCUUUGGGCGAGAUGCUGUCAGAAAGCUACAAGGAGGCAGAAGAGAGCAACCAGUUGAUGAACUACACAUUUUCCUUGGCGAAGUUUGCUUGUGUCUCGAAAAUCCAGGACUACUUGGAGACUGGAGAGCUCCCACUCGAUGGACACACUUGCCUCGUCCCCAGGCUUCUGGACACCGGGAGCGCACCCGUGGCCAAAGGUCUCUUGUUCAUGCAGAAGCUCUAUGACAUCAAUGUCACAGACACCGAUCCCUCAACGGAAGUGAUCUAA